Glossina fuscipes is the source of this 772-nucleotide messenger RNA. RefSeq lists its product as uncharacterized. The coding region runs from base 15 to 281 and encodes 88 amino acids. Lineage: Eukaryota; Metazoa; Arthropoda; Insecta; Diptera; Glossinidae. The transcript is spliced from 2 exons. The record is from RefSeq and is a predicted model, not a curated record.
GCGUUGAAGAGGAUAUGCUUCGUAUUAUUAAUCACAUUUUGGAAAAUGAUUGCAGUAUUACGGUUACGGAUGAUCAAAAUGCGAUAAGAGCCGUCGCUUUAGUCAAACGUAUGAGGACGGAUGCUCGUUCAAAAUUUAUUGCCGAUAAAUGCUUUAUGAGACGCUUUUACAAUGCCAUUUGCGAGGUGGCAGGACAUAUGAAAACGCCGCGGAUAACUUAUUUGGAUCAGGUUGAACCCGAAGGUUCAGUUGUGUCCCAACUGUGGUUUGGAUACAAUUGAACUGUGCGUUUUCGGACGAUGGCCACGGUCGAGAAACUUUAUUGUCGGAAAAGAAUAACGAUAAACAAGAAAAUUCUGGUGAAGGUGGUGAUAUCAAUAACGACGAGUUUAAAGAAAAUCGCAUUCAAAAAGCUAAUUCAGUAAACGAUUUCUUAUAUUUUCCCAAAUUGUAAAAUUACAUCCGUACAUUCAAACUGGAAUAAACAAAUAAAUGUUUUUAAUUUAGGUGAAAGUUCUAAACAUGGCUUAUUAGUACAUCUAACCAAUCCUCGUCUGAGCCAAUGCGAUCGUGAAGCCAUUAAUGCGGUACUUACAUAUACAUUUGGUCAACAACAACAGCAACGAAUUCAGCAGACUUCCCAAACGCAAAACGAUAUGAUUUCCAACAAUAUAUGAAUAAAACAAUUACAAAAUCUUCAAGAUUUGGCUGUCGUGCAGCAAACAGCAACAGCACACGAACAGUCCCACUACCGAGCGAGAGUUACAUCAAA